Messenger RNA from Pseudomyrmex gracilis, 1942 nucleotides. Its product is annotated as nucleophosmin-like. Lineage: Eukaryota; Metazoa; Arthropoda; Insecta; Hymenoptera; Formicidae. The transcript has 4 exons. The record is from RefSeq and is a predicted model, not a curated record. The coding region runs from base 207 to 755 and encodes 182 amino acids.
UACACAGAAGGAAACAUUCAGACUUGUUUACAAAAGUAUGUUCCGUUUCGGCAAUCGGUUGUUGUUCGAAUCUUAGUCACUCGUUAUCUGCUCAUAGAGCUGAACAUAUCAUUCAAGCGCUUUGUGAAAAAGGAUAUAUAGAUCGUGAUUUUUCUUCACUCACGUCUUCGAAAAAAGACUUGGCAUUUGUUUUAUCAUUGGAAAAAAUGUCAGAGAAAAAAGAAAGUGACUCCUUUGAUGAAUCUGACCAGUCAGACUGUCUUUCGGAAAGCAGGAAAUUGAGGAAAUAUUUUCAGGAGUUUUUUGGCAGACUGUGCAUAGAGAAAGAAAGCAAUGAUGAUGAUGAUGAUGAUGAUGAUGAUGAUGAUGAUGAUGAUGAUGAUGAUGAUGAUGACUUAAUUGACGAGGAAUACAUAAAAAAGCUUUAUUUGGGAGAAGUUGUAGAUUUAUCCGAAGCUUUUGGAACUUUCUCAAGUUUGGGUAACAUUCAGUCAGAAGCAUCUCCAAAAGUAUCAUCUUCGAAUUCGGAGUGUCUAGUUGCAAAAUCAUCCGAAGCUGUUCGAGUUGUCUCAAGCGACUCGAUGAACACUCAGUCAGAAGCAUCUCCAAAAGUAUCAUCUUCGAAUCUAAAGAGUGAUUUCAAAGUUUCUACAAAGAAUACAAUCCCAAAGGUUAAGAAGCGUUUCGACACCGUUGAAAACUUUUUCCAAAAACAACUUAAGGAAAAGAAAAAAAAAGAUUCCGAAGAAGACUAGUAUGCAGCAAGACUAUCGUAAAAUCGUCGUUUCUUGACGAUAUCCGACCAAAAGAACAAAAUCUUUGUUAUGGCGUAAAUUCUCAAUCGACUCUCUAAAUAUAGGAUUUCGUUUUGCAUUUUACAAACCACGACGAGGUUCGAUCUGUCAUGCGAUUCAGACUAAAAUUAUGCGCAAAAAAUUGCGGACAUUCUUUCGGCUUGAAAAUGCGGUUUCAGACGCACACAAACACAUGUGUAAGAAAUAUAUCUCAAUUGAAUGUAAAGAAGUUGUAUAUACAGACGAAGAAACAUCGUACACAUAAAACUGUGACAUUGAAAUCGUGCGUAUACACCUGGUUGACAAACUUUCGGUUGUUUGUUUUUGCACAGAUAUCUCUCGAUCACAAAUAUUUUUGUAAGGUAUAUACCUAAUGCUUUUAUUUUUACACAACAAAAUAUCAUUGAUAUGCAUAAAGUUUUAAAUAAUAUGUACACAUGAUUUGACGCAAUUCGACUUACAUUUCGACUUGUGACCGAAAUCUCGAGACGUCGUAAGUUGAAGGAUGUCUAGGAUGUUUUAGAUUUUUAAGCGCGAAAGAAAACUACAAAACAGGAAUCACAAAACUUUUUGCGAAAAGAAAUACUCAUAAAUUCAAAAUUAUUUUAAUUGAAAUUGACUUUGAAAUAAUUUUGCAAUAGAUAGCCAGCAAUAAUAUAUAGAAAUUUUUAAUCCAAAAUCAACACAACAAAAGUGCGAAAAAAGAUAAUUCAGGUCAAGUAGAUCAAACGUGCUUUCAAAAAUUGCUUUGCGUUGCAAUUGAUGUUUAAAGCAAGUUUUUAGAGCAUUUUAAUCAAAUAUUUGAUUAAUCAAUAUUUUAGAGAGCGCGUAUGUACGUGAUUCUUUUUUUACGUAUUGUAAAGAGUAUCUUUUAAAUUGCAUUGUCUGUUGGAAGAUGUUACAUCGUACACAAUAGAGAAUUGCUCAAAAGAAAAGACAUCGAAUUAAUUAAGACCAACCAAACACUUCGUACAUUUUUGAACGAAAUAAAAUUCUCGCUUUUACAUCGAACCUAAAAAGUCGUCAAUCAAAAAUCAAUCAAUUGUAAAAAACUACGUUUAAUAUCGUGCUAAUUGUUUUCAUCUCCUUACAUCUCAAUUUUUUGGACAUGUAACUGAUUGUGUAACGCGCAACUUGUAGCAAAUAAA